AUGGUAGACAGUUACGACUAUCUCUUAAAAUUCUUGAUAAUUGGUAAUGCGGGUACCGGGAAAACCUGCAUCCUGAGGCGUUUUCUUGAUGACGUCUUUAAAGAAGACACACUUCACACAAUUGGAGUUGAGUUUGGCACAAAAAUAAUUCAAAUCGGUGGAAAGUCGUUGAAACUCCAGAUAUGGGAUACAGCAGGACAGGAAAGGUUUCAAUGCGUCACGCGUUCAUAUUAUCGAGGGGCUGCUGGUGCCUUAGUAGUCUAUGACAUAUCCUGUCGUGAGUCUUUUAAACGCGUGUCCGAUUGGAUUGCUAGCGCGCGGGAGCUUGCGAAGCCCGAGUUGGCAAUUAUACUAAUUGGCAAUAAAGCGGACUUGCCGGCUGAUGUCCGUGAGGUAGGUUUCAUCAUGGCAGAGGAUUUUGGCCGCAUAGCCUUCGUGUAUAUUCUUGUCGUGUAUGUGUCGCGCGUCGCUGAUUCGCCUGUUGCUUUCUAUUUCCGAUCCACUUUCACCCCUGAAUCGAAUGCUUACUUAUACUCUAUGUCGAUACAGUUAUGAACAUGCGAUGGACUGAUUGAUUUUGGUGUACUACACCUAUCCAUUUAAUGGGCUGAAUUUUAUGCCAGGGCGUUAACUAGGAUGAGCUCCAACAACGCCUUUGUAAACUAGGUCUGGGAUAUUCAGACCCUUGGCAGCGCGCAUGGUCUUACACUGGACGGGUAUCCACGUUGUUAGCAAUUUGAUCCAUACUAAUAUCGCAGAAUGAAUGGGUCUCCAUUUUUCCCUUCUAUACAAACGCAACUUAGAUUGGAACACAUGCUGCUGCAUAGUAUCAAGCAGAAGCCCUUUCUAGUCAACUUUCUGACUGUUCAUUCUCUAAACCAGCUUAAACACGUGCUCAUCAGAUUGCUGCAUAUGUAAUUACCCGUCCAUACGCUUCGCUACUUUUUUUUUCUGCAGGAUAUUUAGAGUUGAUGGUUUGUAAGCGUGUUACUUGGCAGAAUACCCUUUGACUUGUUUUUUUGAAACCUCUAAUUUGCUGUUUCAUUCUGUCCGGCUGUCAGUUACUCCCAUCGUGCCUUAUAGGUGACCGAAUCAGAGGCCAGGCAGUUUGCGGAGGAAAAUGGUGUGCACGCUUUUAUGGAAACCUCGGCUAAGUUGGGUGACAACAUCCAGGAGGCAUUUUAUGAAGGUGCAAGAACUGCCCUAGAAAGAGCCAAGGCUUCAAAUACGACUGAUAUGUUCCUACCUGCCGGUAGUCCUGGUGCUACUUACCUUCAUUCGCGUAACAAAUCCGCCAAUUCGAUUUCCUCUUGCACCGGCUCCUGCUAGCUGAUAUCCUUGUUCCCUGUGGUGCGUCUAAAUUUGAUUUACACUCUGUCCGUUUCCACUACUUGCCUUCUGACUCGCCCGUGUUUAAGUAUCUCUAUGCUACCAUGCAGUAGGAUAUGUGACCCUAGAAACACUUUUUGUAUUCAUUUGGUUGCAAGGAUAGCUUGCAAAACCCUUUCCGCUUUUUCAUGGUAUAUUAAGCCAUUUGCAGGUUAUGCUUAAAGCUACGUAGGGUGGUGUGCUUCUGCUUACCUCCUUUACCUCGUAGUUGUCAUCCCACGUUUUCUUGCGCCCUCCUUCUAUAAACGCUUCAUUUCACUUCUUGAUUCUUUGAUCGUUUAUCUCCUGAAAUGCUUACACUAGCUGCACAUCCUAAUCUUCUCCCCACCGCGACCUCAGUCACGGUUUAUAGACCAAUAAUCAGACCCCUAGUUUCCCCGUCGCCUUGACGGUUACCACUUCUUACAAUAGUUUGGUUUGACUUUGUACUCUUGACAACUGAUGAUGACAUGCUGUGCGGGAGAAUCUAGCAGUUUCGUAGUCUAGCUGACAACCACCAGGUUAUCUGAGUGUCACGUGAAGACAUUCAGCCUUUUUACAUUUUCUCCUGUUUAGCGAGUGAUUGCCGCAUGAGCAAACAUUUUGUCGAAUUGUUCACUCUAGUAGAAGCGAAGAGGCGAGUCGCACGAAGUAGUCACUUAGGAGACACGGCUACUGGAACACGAGCUUUACUAGCCAAAUUUUUUGGAUUCCCACUCGAAUCCGUCAUCAGAGACAAAGCCAGAUAAAAGUAGUAAAUUGCGCAGGUGUUGCAGUAUUUAUAGAAUGUAAUUGCUAAGGUGAUACAUGUUUAUCACAGUUGGCAGCUCCCGAGCAUACCACGGCUGGACUGACCAGGUGUUGAAUUAUGCAGUUGGCAUGCCGUUAAUUCUGCCGUUCCGGCUUUGAGAUUUGGUUAUUUGCGACAAUAAUAGGCAUCUUAGGAAGGCAAAGGAUAUUGUUUAUGCGAGGCGCCCUGUUAGAAGGCGCAAUUGUCAGCAUCGUUUCCGCGGCCUCAAAGCCCCAACAGGGUUAUUGGAACGCAUGCUCCUGCCGCUACCGAAGACGCCGAGGGUAGUACACACGGGUUAACGUGGAGCACUAGAUAUAAUUCCUGGCUCAUCUGAUCUGAAAAGAGUUGUCAAACGGGUCAUCGACCUCAUCCAAACUGACAGUAGAACAAGCUAAGUGGUGCGGAUACGUAUACUAAGGGCAACAAGACAGGUACAUAGGGAAAUGUUAAACGGUACAAGGGGAUGAGGAUUACUGCAGAUGUGAUGAUCCGCCUGGACAAAGAAGUGAUACCAACAUAUCAGCCUGACAACCAGUGGGGAAUGCAGUGCUGUCGGCAACUGCGGGGUGGGGCCGGCCGAGGGUUCGGCGAGGCGUGUGGACAGAACACCGGUUAUUUUCGCCGAAAUGCGGUCACACCAUCUUCAUCCUGGAUAUGCACUCCAGAAGUCUCGCAUCAUUCAAACAACCCUGUUCAGUUCAACGGACGUUAUAGUCGCACAGGGCCAACCCCCACAUCUUCAUGAUGCUAAUUAUUGGUAGCUAAUGUGGUAAUGACGAUCUGUUUAUACCACAACGACCUUGGCUAACGCCUGUUUUCGACAUCCCCUCGAAACUCCGUGGUUUCUUAUUUGAGUGAGGGGAACCGCCUCUCAUCUUGAGUGCAGUCUUAAGAGGGCACUGGGCAGGUGUUGCAGCUAGGACCGUAGCAAGCACUCGAAAGUGAGAGCACGAACAAAUCUGGAUACAGGAUACAAUUGAGCUACUGGAACUAAAACAGGGAAUAGAAUAUUAGUAGAUAAGAUGGAAUUUCGCCAGGGCAUAAGUUAGCGUGACAGCAGGUGUAGUUCUCCCUACCACUUAAUACACAAAAUCGACAGGCUUCGAGUAUAUCCGAUCGCCAACUUCAACAUUGGCGCAGUGUGCGUUCCUAAAUAACCCCCAAAAGUCGCAUUGCCGAAAGUUCUACGAAGCGUUUUUUUUUUCCGUCGGAAGACAAAAACAUUUUACAUAGCUACUAGUGUUGAAUGUUACAUUCAGAAAUACCACGGCGAGUUUGGUUUGUUCACUUUAAUAGCGGCAUUCACAAGUCCAGAUUUGGAUCGCAGAGAACGCUGUUCAAGUAGAGGUUGAGACACGGCACGCCCGGGUCACGUGUUCAGACUGCGUUGCGGUGCGCCCUUGGACAACGUCUCAGCAAGGUCUAAGAGGCCAAUACUCACGGUGGAUUAGAAGCUAGAAAGAACCUGGGUAACGUUCUGUUCAGAGCUUCUCGCUCCAUUCGGUACUCGCUGAAUAACAGCGCAAAAGUCAGAAAGUCGUAAGACCCUACUUACUUAGGUCGCGGGCAUAUGUUUUGCCGAAUGACCUAUCUACGUUGAUGACGUCUGACAUAGUUUCCCUCUAUUCACGGCACCCGGCCGUAAACGUUAAGAUACUUAUAGGCUUACUUAUAUCGAAUUCCGACCUUACCUACGUUGCUUCUGAGUGUAAGAAGCGUGGUCUCCCUGACCGCAUGGUUGCUAUAUCCUAGAGGGUUAGCUUGACCCCAGGACUUGCGAAACCUCUAGUAAUGUGUUACUGAUUCACAGUGCAGGUGUUCCCACUUCACUGUUCCGUGCAUGCCACUUUGUCUUUGCUGCUGGCUAAUAUAUGUGGGUUUGGGAUAUUUGUGAUAUUUGCAUGCGACGUGUUCUGUCGUAUUCGAAAGCGUUCGCUGUUUUUCUGCGAUACACUACAAAACGGAGGCCUGGGUGAAGUCGAUGAAUUCCUCUCUUUUAAACCGCUUUUUUAUUAGACAGUAUUGUCGUGGCGGUCAAUAAAAAAAACGAUAGUGUACAAAUACACAGUGGUGUAGGAUGUAACUAGACUCCGCACCCUAUUGUGGGAUAUAAGUCAUGCCGUUGUGCAAUACUCUUGUACGCUUCAUCUGUCUUAACCAGCUUUGGUGACAGCCGAUACAAACCCAGUCAAAUAGGCAAAACGCUCUAUAGACAGACUCGUCGCUGUCGGUAAUAAGUACGCCUGCGCGUACCACAUGCGGCGGAGUACUCAUGCUUUUGAUUAAGCCACAUUUUGUGGCCACCUGCAUUGUUUGUCACGCUGAGUGUCGCUAACUAAUCCCUGUCAUGACUUAGUGGGGUGGCAUGACUAAGAUCGCUACCAUUUAACUGUAACACUUACAUUUUUUCGAAUAUUUUCAGACUAGCAGAGAAGUACUUUACGUUUUUUCCGUAGUCAGUUUUAGUGGGAAAUAUUUGAACUAAUGAGGUUUUUUGCUGUUUUACAACUCGGUUAACAAAAUGAUGUUAUGGUUGACAAAACCCUGUCAGGACAUCUUACUAAAACGAUUGAUAGCCGCGUAUGAGUCCACAUUUCCAGCCUUAGCUACCAGUUCACUAACUAAAUACGCUCUUUUGUAGCACCUCCACCACUACUGUCACAACCUUGCAAUCGUGUAUCCGCUCCAAAGCAUGCGGUGGACCGUAUAGCUAGUACUCUUAAGGUAGAUUUACAUAUUUAGCUAUAUCCCGGCCGAUUUAAUGACAUUGUUCUUAUGUUCAACCUGUGUGCAGUUGAAUCACCGGCAAUUCUUUCAGCGACAUUGAUACUAUACUACAAACGUUGUUGGUUGUCAUAUUAACCCGGAUUUCCUUUAAAUUUUAGACUCCGAUAACCCGGACGUGA
Molecule: messenger RNA, 5067 nt
Organism: Spirometra erinaceieuropaei
Lineage: Eukaryota; Metazoa; Platyhelminthes; Cestoda; Diphyllobothriidea; Diphyllobothriidae
Source: the annotation of a GenBank genome assembly